Hemiscyllium ocellatum (epaulette shark) is the source of this 2621-nucleotide messenger RNA. Its product is annotated as differentially expressed in FDCP 6 homolog. Gene Ontology annotation, cellular component: cytoplasm; nucleus. The coding region runs from base 196 to 2052 and encodes 618 amino acids. The record is from RefSeq and is a predicted model, not a curated record. The transcript has 12 exons. NCBI's taxonomy places the organism in Eukaryota, Metazoa, Chordata, Chondrichthyes, Orectolobiformes, Hemiscylliidae.
CAAGUCCUAGAACAAUUGGAGUGGGUUUGGCGGUCUGAAACAGGGCACUCUGUUGUUGACUGGAAUUGAAUGCAGUAAGAAGGGGGAAGUUCCCCCACCCAACUCAGAGCUGCAGUGAAUGUAUCAGGUUACAGACAGGACAGGUUCCCUGGUCGACCUUUGUGUUUCUCAUUCCUCCGGCAACUCCUGGAGAGCAUGGAUUUAAAAGACGAGCUACUGAAAUCCAUCUGGUACGCUUUCACCGCCCUGGACUUGGAGCAGAGUGGAAAAGUCUCUAAAUCUCAACUCAAGGUGCUGUCCUACAACCUGUACACGGUGUUGAACAUUCCCCACGACCCCAAGAUCCUGGAGGACCACUUCCGCGAUGACAAUGAUGGGCCUGUUUCCAGUCAUGGGUACAUGCCUUAUUUGAACAAGUAUAUACUGGACAAAGUGCAGGAAGGCCAUUUUGUCAAGGAGAACUUCCACGAGCUUUGCUGGACUUUGACGGCCAAGAAGAACUAUAAACCCUCUGGAAGCCAGGGCCUAAUCUCAGAGACAAGCGCCUUCAAACUCUGGUGCCUCUUUAACUUCUUGUCAGAAGACAAGUACCCGCUGGUGAUGGUCUGUGAGGAGGUUGCGUAUUUGCUGAGGAAAGUGUUUGCAGCGACCGGACAGGAAUGGUUGAACGAAGAGGAACUGGCUGAGUACUUCUCCCAGAAUCCUUCACUGUCUGGAGCAGUGACAGUCUGGCAGUUCCUGGAGGUGAUGGAAUCGGGGAGGUUCACCAAACCAGCCAGCAAGGAAUCUCUCACUCUGGGGAUCCAGUCUGUUUACGAGGAGCUGGUGUUGGACGUGAUGCAGAAGGGAUACAUGUGGAAGAAAGGCAAUGUACGACGGAACUGGAAUGAGCGCUGGUUUGUCCUGAAGCCUUCCAAAUUUGACUAUUAUCUCAAUGAGGACCUCAAAGAGAAGAAGGGUGAAAUUCACCUCGAUAUGGACAGCACUGUAGAGAUGCUCCCUGAUAAGGAAGGAAAGCGAUGCUUGUUCUGUGUAAAGACUGUAAACCGUACGUAUGAGCUGAGUGCGUCAGACAUGAAGCGGAGACAGGAGUGGAUGGACAGUAUCAUGGCUGCGAUCUGGAUCCUGGCAGAGAACAAGAGCUCAAUGCACAAGGUGCACAAGGAGAGGCGGAGGGAGCAGCGUCGGCAGGCAGCCGCCAGGUUAUUGGAGAAGAAGGCACAGGAGGAUGCUCUGGCAGAGCUGCAGGCCGAGAGAGAGGCACAGCUGGCACAGCUCGAACAACUCAGGCAGGCCCAGGAAGAAGCUGAACACCUCUGGCGAACCAAGGAACUCCACUGGAUGACACAGCACGAGGAGCUCCAGCAGAAGCUGCAGAUGGAGCUACAAAAGGCCAGGACAGACAAGCUCCAGAUGCAGUUGGUGAUGGAACAGAAGGAGCAGGAGGCUGGUGCCCAGCGCCAUCGGAUUCAGGAACUGGAGAUGAUGCAGCAAGGGUUGGAGCGGGCCCUCAGGGCUGAGAUCGAGGCCCACACCAAUGAGCAGACAGUGCGAUCUGCGCAGGCAAGGCUACUGCAGGAGGAGGAGGAAAAACUGAAGGAAUUGAUGAUGCUGAGACGUGAGCAACAGGAUCUCAGUCGGCAGGAGGAGCGGCAGCAGCAGCAGCAGUUGACCAACAAGGCCCAGGCUUUACAGCAGGCCAUGGAGCAACUGAGAGAGAGCAGGCAGCGGAACAAGCAGGACCUUGCUAUGGCAGAACAGACGAGGAGAAGAGCCAGUCAACAUGUGAAACACUGGAGCGUGCAACUGAAUCGACUGAUGCAACCAAUUGUGCCUGGGGCUGCCCAGAAUCAGCCAAAGAGUGACAUCCAGAGCCACAGAGGAGGAGGAGCGUUCAUUCCCAAAGAAUUUGCUGUCAGGAGGACAGAACAACACAAGAUGGUCCCAAAUCCGGACUGCGAAGAGAGGUCAGGCUCUGAUUCCGAGGAUUACGAAAAUAUGGCAGAGUACAUAAAGAAUGUGUCCCUUAUGGGGGCUAAUGUGAUCCCUUAGGUGCAGCCGGAGUGUGGACUGGCCAGUGUGAGUGAAGAUGUGAGGGACCACGUAUGGAGUCAGUGCUGAAUCCCAAAGUGUGUGUGUGAGAGUGGGUUUAUGUGUAUGGCUCUGGUUUCCGCUCCAGCCUGUUUCAGAUGGUGUGUCCCCCACCCUCGCCUCCUGGGAUCGCAUACAGCUGGGAAUGUUGUUGUGUUCCCUGACAUUGGAGCCAAGGACAAAGUGAGCAGGGUCAGACACACCUGGGAACCAUCGAUGGUGGGAGAGACAAUCCCCAUCAACAUGAAUCCAUCUCCCUUCUCUCCCCGUCUUUCCCCCAUCCCCCUCCCAUACCUCCAUCACCCCUUCCCCCGCCUUUGCCCCUUCUCCCACUUUCACCCCUUUCCCCACCCUUUUUUCCCCAGCUCCACCCCCUCCUCUCCCCUCCCCCACCUCCACCUCAUUGUCACCUCCCCACCUCAUUGUCACCUCCACUACCCCCUCCUACACCCCCUCACUCCUCCUCCCCCACCCUCUGUUUCCCCCCCUUUUACUCACUCCUUCUGCUACCCCUUCCCCGGCCCCUCUCG